This is a messenger RNA of Lolium perenne, 1281 nucleotides long. RefSeq lists its product as uncharacterized. The record is from RefSeq and is a predicted model, not a curated record. Lineage: Eukaryota; Viridiplantae; Streptophyta; Magnoliopsida; Poales; Poaceae.
AUGCGUGACGAGUUUGACGCCCUGCAGUGGAACCAGACAUGGACGCUUGUUCCCCGCCCCUCUCACGCCAACAUCAUCACCGGGAAGUGGGUCUUCAAGCACAAGUUCCAUCCGGACGGUACUCUCGACCUCCACAAGGCGCGGUGGAUGGUUCGUGGUUUUCGCCAGCGAGCCGGCGUCGACUUCACCGACACCUUCACCCCGGUUGUCAAGCCCGGGACGAUCCGCACUGUUCUUCAGCUCGCGGUCUCCCGCGCAUGGCCCGUGCAUCAGAUGGACGUCUCCAACGCCUUCCUUCACGGCCAUCUAGAGGAACAGGUCUUCUGCCAGCAGCCCACUGGUUUCGUCGACAGCGCCCACCCCGACCAUGUGUGCCUGCUCUCUGGCUCGUUAUACGGGCUCAAGCAGGCUCCACGCGCCCGGUACCAGCGCAUCGCAAUGUUUCUUCACCAACUCGGCUUCCGCUCCACCCGCUCCGAUGCAUCGCUGUUCGUGUACAACAACGGCGCCACCACCGCGUACCUGCUGCUCUAUGUCGACGACAUCAUCUUAACGGCCAGCUCCACGGACCUCCUGCGACAGCUCACAGAGCGUCUUCGCGCUGAGUUUGCUCUCAAGGACUUGGGGCCUCUGCACUACUUCCUCGGCAUCGAGGUCGUACGUCGCACCGACGGCUUCUUCCUUCAUCAGCGCAAGUACGCCCAUGAGCUCCUGGACCGCGCAGGUAUGCUUAAUUGCAAACCCGCGGCCACGCCGGUCGACACGAAGUCCAAGCUCUCCGCCACGAAUGCGUCCUCUUAUCGCUCCAUCGUCGGUGCCAUGCAGUACCUCACCUUGACUCGCCCCGAGCUGCAGUAUGCUGUUCAGCAGGUGUGCCUUCACAUGCACGCUCCACGGGAUCCUCAUUGGGCUGCGGUCAAGCGGAUCCUCCGCUACAUUCGUGGUACCAUGGACUUCGGUCUCUCUCUCCACGCCUCCACCGCCACGGACAUCGUCGCCUACUCGGACGCCGAUUGGGCCGGCUGCCCCGACACGCGUCGCUCCACGUCUGGCUACUGUGUCUACUUCGGACCUUCGCUCAUCUCCUGGUCGUCUAAGCGACAGCCCACGGUCUCUCGCUCCAGCGCCGAAGCGGAGUACCGGGCUGUUGCUAACGCAGUUGCUGAGGUCUCCUGGCUGCGGCAACUCCUCGUUGAGCUCUCAUGUCCUGUUGCCAAAGCCACCGUGGUCUACUGCGACAACAUCUCCGCCGUCUACCUCUCCGCCAACCCGAUAUCAUGA